This is a messenger RNA of Penicillium pulvis, 654 nucleotides long. RefSeq lists its product as uncharacterized. The transcript is spliced from 5 exons. The coding region runs from base 1 to 654 and encodes 217 amino acids. The record is from RefSeq and is a predicted model, not a curated record. Lineage: Eukaryota; Fungi; Ascomycota; Eurotiomycetes; Eurotiales; Aspergillaceae. Gene Ontology annotation, molecular function: peroxidase activity.
AUGGCAUCGACAGCCGAUCUCCGUGUCCAGCAGAUAUUGCCACACGAUGGUCGACAGCUUACAUAUAAGCAAAUCUCGCGCGCAGUUCAGCAUGCGUAUAACCUUGCACCGACCCUUGCAGAACAGCUCACAUCUUCCGCCCGUCUGCUCGACCAAGGGAGGGGCCACAUCGACUUACAUGAUCUCAACGCAUUGAAUGUUGUCCAGCACGACGCUUCAUUCACGCGUCCCGACAUUGCCUUCUGUCCCGACCAAAGCUUUCCACACCCCAGCAUGGUCGAUAUGCUCCUCGACCAUGCGAAAAACGGCAAAUCCCUUUCAAUUGAUGACAUUGCCUACUAUUCAGGUCUCCGCCGUGCUAAGUCAAAACGCUCAAAUGGCCAAUACUCGCUAACAUGGAGCUUUCUACACAAGUUCUUUGGAUCUGGAAACUCUGCACUCAUGUACUCGAUCUUUGGCGGCGAUGUCGGAGAUCUGAGCAUCUGGCUGAGUGAGGAACGAUUCCCAGACGGAUGGGAACCUAAGAACAGAGAGGCACAUGGGCACACUAUCGCACAAGCGCAAGCCACAUCUCUCACGAUCGAGUUCAACAUUAACGAGAAGCAGAAGCUCCGCCCUAAGGAUGUGGCGUAUCUCGAAUCCAAUGAACAGUAA